GGUAUGUGGGAGGGGAGGCAAAACAGGGAAGAAUAACAGAGAGGAUGGUGAGUGGAAAGAAAAAGGAGUGGGUUCGGGGUGAGUUCUUCAGCUCUCUAUGACUAUAGACCUGUAGCUGUGAUCAGAAUCUGUAUUCGUCGUUGCUGCGACUGAAUACCAGGUGUUUGCUGAAAUGUCCCAUCAUCUUUUGUUGAGCCUCGCCGCUCUUCCAUGAUCUCUGUAAACAUGGAGCUCUUAAUGUGCUAUAUCUUCCUUUACCAAUCUUGUUCGUAUUCAGCUAUGUGAUGAAUCCUGUUCCUUCUCAUCUACCACUCCUCCUUCCAUGGUUUCCAAUGUUACCUCCGGACCCACCAAGAUCAAGAGCCUUUUGGGACACCACAAACACGCGAAAUCAGCUAGUGCAAUUACAAGAUACUCUUAGUCUUGCAAAAGCAAUGCAGAAAGAGUUGGAGGCACUGAUGAUAAUUAAAGAUGCCAAAGGGUCUCUGGAGGAUAUAGAAAAUGAUCCUUCUGUUUCAGGGGUUCUAAAAUAUUUGGAAAAUAGGAAUAUGAGUUUGGAGUCCCAAGACUCAUUUUCACUGGAAGCAGCAAACUCUUUGUUGUGUAAACUUAGGGCUCAGCUGGAGUCCUUUAGAUAUAUUGUUGAUGAAAGGAGCCCAUGGGAGGAGAAAUCAGCAGUGGUUAAGCUUGGGAAUAAAAUGCACAAGUCCAAGCGGAAUAAACUUUGGAGGAAAAGAAAGCGGAAACGCGUUGCAGAAAUGCUUGCAAAGGAGCAUGAAUGUUUCAACCAAGCUGAUCAAGAAGCUGAUGAGUGGAGGGCUAGGGAGAUUGCCAAGGAUAUAGCAAAUCGCAAGGUCGAAAAGAUGAAGGAAAUUGCAAAGGUCAAAGCAAAAGAAGAGAGAAAGAGGCUGGAAUCUGAGCUUGAGCUCGUUUUAAUUGUGGAAAAGUUGCAUGAGUUGAGGUCCCUAAGAAUCCAAAAAUUGAAGAAGCAAGGUCAUUUUCUCCCGGAGGAAGAUGACAAGUUUCUUGAGAGAGUUCGAGUUGCAGUUGAGGAAGAGGAGCGCCAAGCUCUGGCAGCAGCGGACACAGAUGCUGCAAAGGAUGCCAUUGCAACAGCUGAGGAAUCUAGGAAAACCAUCCAGAAUCAAGGAGUUGUCUCAAGAGAUCUGACGAUUGAAAAUGAUGGAGUCAAGGAACCAGAAGAUAAAAUAGCUAAAACUGAGGAGACUGAUGCAAUCACUGUUAAGGAAUCUGAAAAAAAAGGAUUCGAAGGACAGAGUUUUACCAGAGCAUAUGAUUCUGUGGCAAACUUACCAAUUGAGUUUUAUCACUAUUAUCAUGGCAGCAAUCAUGACAUGGGCACACUUAUAGAGGUUAGGAGAACAUGGGAUGCGUAUAUCAGACCAGGAGGAAGCCGCAUACCAGGGCACUGGGUUCAGCCACCACCUCCAGCGGAUGAGAUAUGGGCAUCCUACCUAGUGAGACCUAAAGAAUAACCUUGGUGGCAGUUUUGACCGUAAAAGACAGUGGUGCUGUAUGUUUUGCUUUCAAUAUGGAGUGAUUUUUUGUGUCCAAUGUUUUAGUUUGAUUAGGAUGCUUGUUUUGUAUCUGACAUUGCAAGAAUGCAGGAUCCAAACAUCUAUACACUACCUUUCUGAAUGUAUUUACAUACUUCUGAGCAAA
Molecule: messenger RNA, 1683 nt
Organism: Carica papaya (papaya)
Lineage: Eukaryota; Viridiplantae; Streptophyta; Magnoliopsida; Brassicales; Caricaceae
Product: U11/U12 small nuclear ribonucleoprotein
Cellular component (GO): U12-type spliceosomal complex
Source: RefSeq, a predicted model, not a curated record